UUGUUUUUUCAGUUAAUGUCAUAUGAAAUAACAAAACCAAAACACUGGUGAAAAAGUACCAAUGACAUACUAAAGUCCCUGUAUGUAGGCUAUAUCACAACAUUUUUCGACGAAGAGAAUAUGCAUAAAACAAGCACUCAAAGGUGGUAUUUUGCUUUAUUAGGCAAAACCAGAACGACCUCCCUACACUACAUCUCCCAUACAUCACCGCGGUUUAAAUCCCCUCUUAGAGGGGUUUGUGGGUAUUGAAGGAGUGAGCAUUGAGCCUUUCCCCACCGUUGGCGAGGUUUUGUCCAAUAAAAACUACAGUUCCCAUAUACAUAUUUCAGUAUCCAAUGUUGACUGUUUGGCUCAUCCUUGACCGGAGUCGAGAUGGGUUUUCUGCUGCAUAUUGCAGACAGACACCGGGCUAAUGAAUGAUUAUUGCACCGGCGAAUGUGAAUUGUAUGAUGUGAGGACUCCUUCCUGUCAUCCUUGUUGGGACUGAGCAUGGCGCAGGAGGAGGACAAAUACAGCCUGGAGGCUAAAUUUGCUGCUGCAGUUAAAGUGAUCCGGAGUUUGCCUGAAGAUGGUCCUUUCCAACCAUCUGACGACAUGAUGCUGAUGUUCUACAGUUACUAUAAGCAGGCCACCUUGGGGCCGUGUGACAUCCCCAGACCAACUGGCUUCUGGGACUCAAGUGGAAAAGCUAAAUGGGAUGCAUGGAGCUCUUUAGGAAAUAUGACAAAGGAGGAAGCCAUGAGGAAUUAUGUUGAGGACAUCCAGCUGAUUUUGGAGACCAUCCCGAUCUCUGAUGAAGUGUCUGACCUGAUACAGAAGCUUGGCAACUUCUACGCUGAGGUAGAAGGAGAAGAGGCUGCAGAAAAUGAGGUGGACAGGAGGCCCUUCACAAGGCCUUUUGCAAAUCACACAGAUGAGCAGGUCAAGCCCUUUAAGAAACCAGCAAUGGAAGGCUACGGGGAUCUAUGGGAUGAUAUACAAAACCAUCAAGAAACAGACUAUGUUCAUGGCGUGAGUGUCAGUAGCGAGGAGGCAGAGGGAAGCAGAGAAAGUAGUGAGAUCGAGAGAAAAGAGGAAAGUAGUGAUUGGAAGCAAAGUGAGGAGGAGGAGAAUGGUGACGAAGAAGACAAUACAGAAGAUGAAGACAAAGAGAAGGAAGAAGGUACCAAGUGGAGGCCUGACCCGAGGAUGCUGAUAGUGGAGGGCAAAAGGUGGAGGUCUGACACCAGGGGGUCCAGCAGCAGCGUGGAGCCCAGCAUGUCCUCCUUUACCAACGGGACCCACAGCUCCCUCAACAGCGAGGUGGAGGAGGAGGAACUGGCCUGUUUCAUAGAGCCCAGUGCACAGAAUAACUUAUACAUGCACUUUAAUGGACACUUGAGUGAUCAUAAAGAUGCUGUUCCUGAGAAAAACUACCGAUCCACAGACUCGGAUAAUGAGGAAUUCUGUGACUCAAUGGAGCAUCUAGCCAUGGAAGAGGGGCUGUCGACAUCAAAAGUCCAGUCACAUGGAUCAGGAGCUGCCUCAGUGAGGCAAAAUGAUCUUUGGUUUGAGAGCAACACCACUCUGAAUGGAGGAGAGGAUCAAGUACUCAUAGAAGAUUCCUACCUUAAAGAAAAUAGUAGCAUAACCAAUCACAGCAGCUCCUUGUCAAGAAGAGAGAGAGGGUCUCAAUCGCCAAAGACCGCCUGCAGCUCUCAGUUGUGUGUCAGUGUCGACGCUGCCUGCUGUUGUGUGUCACAGCGCAGACAUCCUGACAGCACUUCCAGGGGAAACAUCAACGAGCAAAUAGCAACGGCUCUGCUUAGGCUGCAGCAUGAUAUGGCCAAUGUGCUGCACAGGCUGCAGAGUCUGGAGGUCCUCACUGUGUCACAGUCAAGAUCAUCUUCACCAAGGCAGGAGGAGUCCCUACCUGUAGCACGAAAGUUUCUGAGACCAACUUGGUGGCCUUUUGACCAUUCUCCAAUCACAGUGGCGUUGACCGCGCUCUGGCCUCUCAUUGCCCAUUGGCUUGUCCAGCUUUACCUACAGCGGAGGAGACGGAAAAUCACCUGAAUUGUUUGAAAACUGUUGGCAUCAAUCAGUGAAUCCUGGGUGAAUUAGCUGCACUUGUGUUUGACUCACAGAUGAAGCACCGCAGAGGAAACGGAAUGAGAAACUAGCAGAAACUGACUUCAAUGAGAGUUUUUAGGUGUUUUACAAAGGGGAGGUUUGUGUAAUAUUAAUAUAGGGACAUUUGAUUUGUUACAGUAAAUGUAGCAUUAGGUGGUGAUCUGCUUUUUGACAUGUCUCAGUUUGGAUCACUGGGAACUCAAUAUCACAUACAGUAACUGAGUCAACUUUUAAUAGUAAUAAAUUCAUGAUUAUACCAUAGCUGUGGACUUUAACUGGUGCAGAUUUUCUCUCAUUGUCAUUUACAAUUAUUGUAUUUGUUGUACAUUUAACUGUUUAUUUAAGGUUCUUUUUGUAUCGAAUGUUACUCAGUAUUUUUUCUGAGGACUAAGGACAUCAGCCCUUUAUAUUGUCUGACAUUUCUUUUUAGACCAAAAAGACAUUUAAGGUGACAAUAUGGUGACAUAUGUGUAUAUAUGUAUUUUAUAGCUUCAGUGCAAUAGUAUCAAAGAUGGCACUUUUGCAAAAGAAAAGUGUAGUACAGACAAUCCAUAUAUCUACAUAUGUAUAUUCAUUCUUCUUUAUUGUGAGUUGCACAGUAAACAUGGAAUGGAAGAAUGUUUUGUUUUAAGCAAGGGCGUAGCGCUUUAAAAUAUACAGUGUAAAGCAUCAGCAUAUAAUUAUAUGAUAUAUAAUUUGAUGUUGUUUAACAUGCAAUAAACACAUUCUUGGGACAAACA
Messenger RNA from Thunnus maccoyii (southern bluefin tuna), 2852 nucleotides. RefSeq names its product acyl-CoA-binding domain-containing protein 5A-like. Bases 490 to 2055 code for a protein of 521 amino acids. The record is from RefSeq and is a predicted model, not a curated record. Gene Ontology annotation, molecular function: fatty-acyl-CoA binding. NCBI's taxonomy places the organism in Eukaryota, Metazoa, Chordata, Actinopteri, Scombriformes, Scombridae. The transcript is spliced from 14 exons. Gene Ontology annotation, cellular component: peroxisome. Gene Ontology annotation, biological process: fatty acid metabolic process; autophagy of peroxisome.